Molecule: messenger RNA, 1330 nt
Organism: Dipodomys ordii (Ord's kangaroo rat)
Lineage: Eukaryota; Metazoa; Chordata; Mammalia; Rodentia; Heteromyidae
Gene: Creld2
Product: cysteine-rich with EGF-like domains 2
Exons: 10
Coding region: 70-1125 (351 amino acids)
Molecular function (GO): calcium ion binding
Source: RefSeq, a predicted model, not a curated record
CCCGGGGGGCGGAGGCCGAACGGUCCGCCGCGCUUCGCCGGGAGUCGUCCUCCCGCCCGCCCGCCCGCCAUGCGCCUGCCGCCCCGGGCCUCGCUCGGGCUGCUACUGCUGCUGCUGCUGUCGCCCGCAGCCGGCACUACCCGGAAGCCGACUCCCUGCCAGCAGUGCCGGAACCUGGUGGACAAGUUCCUGCAGGGGAUGGCCAACACGGCCAAAAAGAACUUCGGAGGCGGCAACACAGCCUGGGAGGAAAAGACGCUGUCCAAGUACGAGUUCAGUGAGGUCCGGCUCGUGGAGAUCCUGGAGGGCCUUUGCGAGAGCAGUGACUUCGAGUGCAACCAGAUGCUAGAAGAGCAUGAGGAGCAGCUGGAGGACUGGUGGCUGCAGCUGAAGAAUGCACAUCCUGACCUAUUUGAGUGGUUCUGUGUGCGGACGCUGAAGGUGUGCUGCGCUCAGGGGACCUAUGGGCCAGACUGUCGAGCCUGCCAGGGUGGCGCCGAGAGGCCCUGCAGCGGGAACGGCCACUGCCGGGGAGAUGGCACCCGGCACGGGGACGGGUCUUGCCAGUGCCACUUGGGGUACAAGGGCCCACUGUGCUCGGACUGCACGGAUGGCUAUUUCAGCUUGCUGAAGAACGAGACCCACAGCGUCUGCAAAGCGUGCCAUGAGUCCUGCAAGACAUGCUCAGGCCCGACCAGCAGAGACUGCCACGAGUGCGAAGUGGGCUGGCUGCGCAUAGAGGGCGCCUGCACGGAUCUGGAUGAGUGUGCGGCCGAGACACCUCCCUGCGGCGACGCGCAGUACUGUGAGAACGUCAGUGGCUCCUACACGUGUGAAGAAUGUGACUCCACCUGUGUGGGUUGCACAGGGAAAGGCCCAGCCAAUUGUAAAGAAUGUGUCGCCGGCUACACCAAGGAGAGUGGACAGUGUACAGAUAUAGACGAAUGCUCGCUAGCAGAAAAAGCAUGUAGGAGGAAAGAUGAAAAUUGCUACAAUACUCCAGGGAGUUUUGUCUGCGUGUGUCCUGAAGGGUUUGAAGAGACCGAAGAUGCAUGUGUGCGGACGGCAGAGGGUGAAGUCACCGAGGAACACCCCACAGAGCCACCCUUUCGGGAGGACCUGUGAUGUCCUCCUGGGCUCAGAAGCCAGACUCCCUCUAAAUGAUUGAGAUGAUCUCUUAUGGGAAGCGGAGCUGUGGACGCCGCAGGAGAGGCUGCCUGCCCUGAACGGCUGACCCCCACCGGCCUCGGAAAAGCUGCAUUUCCUGGUUGUUACACAGACUCGUAUAUUUUGCUACUGUUCUUUAUAAUAAAAUGGACCGUUGAAGGUA